AGAUUCGGCUCCGAUUCGACCGCCCCUCCGACUGAAAUAAUGGACUGGUCCGCGGUGACCGCUCGUGGCCUGCGGCGGUGGGCGGCGUCGGCUCGGCUCCGGUCACAAGUCGGCCGACCGGCGCGGCGGGGACGUCCGUGCCAGCCGCGACUCUGUGCCAACGAGGUCGUCACAAUACCGGCGGAAUGAGUGACACAGAGCCGGAGCCCAGCCGGGAGGUAUCCGUGACAGACAUGCGCAAGGUCAUCUCCUGCCUGCUGGACGUGCUGGAGUGUCCCGUCUGCUACCAGGAGCUGUAUCCGCCCAUCUACCAAUGCAACAACGGCCACCCGGUGUGCUCCAGCUGCCGACCGCGCGUGCGCGCCUGCCCCGUCUGCAAGGCCUGGAUGUACCACGUGCGGGCGCUGGCGCUGGAGAAGAUUAUCCGCGAGCUGCCGCGGCCGUGCCGGUACCUGCCGGGCGGCUGCACGGAGCGGGUCAGUGCCGCCGCGCGCGCCCAACACGAGCGCUGCUGUCCACACCGACCGGCCCGCUGUGUCGAGGCGCUCGUCUCGUGCAGCUGGAAAGGGCCGCUGGUGGAGGCGCGUGCCCACCUCGCCAGCAAGCACGAGCUGUCCGAGCGGCUGCACCGCGCCAUGCACGGCCGGUUCAGCUUCUCCCUGGGGUGCGUCGGCCAGGAGAAGUUCCUGGAAGACACGACCGAGUCCGUGCUGUUCCGGUGUCUGAUCCGCGCCGACCGCGGCAAAUUGUACUUCCUCUGUCACGCCCUGACGGCGAACGACCGGGCGGAGAUGUACGCGUUUCGAGUGCUGGUGACGAACCGGUGCUCAGAGCGGCGUCUUUCCUACGAGGGACCGGUUCUCUCAGUCUUCCAGUCCGUCAGUAAAACCAUCGAUGCCAGCCAGGGCCUGCGUGUCGGCCGCGACUGGCUGCUGAAGGCCUGCUCCUGUCGCGCCGGACAGUUCUGUUUCGACACCACGUGGCAGCUGACCCGGCGCUCGGAACUGGCGCAGGCUGAGCGUGACCUGCGUAACAUCCUGGCGGGCGCCUACCCGGAGCCGCACAUCGGCAGCCACGACCGGACCGCCGGCGCCCCGCCGCCCGCGGCUCGGCAGGGGUCGCGCACAGUGACGCCGUCCCGCGGCCAGCGCGCCCCGCCCGCCGGCGCGGCGCCGACCAGGUGGCCUCCGGGCAGCGGUCGGCUCCAGCCGUCAGCAGUCCGUCAGCAGCCGCGGGCCGAGGGAGCCGCCCCCGUCAGCAGCCAGGACAGCGCCGGCGCCGGCGAACUGCCACCUACCACCGGACCGUCAGCGAGCGGAACGGAGACGGAGAGUCCCGGACGGGAGGCCACAUCCUCCGACACAGGGGCGAGUGCUCCAUCCAGCAACCAGGAGCGGGAGUCCAGUGUGGCAGAGGCUAGUGGCUCACCCAGGAGUCAGGGGGCGGAGCCCAGUCCUUCCAGCGACACUUUGGAGUCGGAGGCAAGUAGCCCAGCCGACAGCGAGGAACAGGGACCUGGUGGUUCCACCAAAACUGAGGAUGAAGCAGUGGAAAGUGACCAAGCCAACAGCCAAGAGCGGGGAGCAAUUGGUCCUUCUGCCUACACUCCUGAGGAUGAUGAAGAGAGUGCUUUGCCGAGAAAUCCUGAUCGAGAGACUGGCGCAUCCGAGAGCACUAUUGAAGCAAAAGAUACCGUUUCGUCUGACUCUCUCGCAGAUGAACCCUUACCAUCUUCCGAGACGUCUAAAUCGAGCGUCAUGGCCCGACCACCCGGAGCCUCUGAGGUCUCUGCAGUCUGCUACGCAGCGGCCCUGGCUCGGCUGAGCUCAACUGCUCCCUGCAGUCGGAAGGACGGUGACUGUAGUAACGAGGAAGUCACCUACCAGCCGGGCGCUCAAGCUGCCGAACAGCCAGAUCUCGGCGCAGAGACGGUCGUCACGUCGCCCGACUCGAUGUCGAAAGACGCUGCUGCGCCAAGUUUCCCGUCAGGUACUGAUUCUACUGCUGCCUCAUCUCCGUCGGGUACAGUCGCCCAGACAGAGAAAUCCCAGUUGGAUAUUGUCCCGGAGACAGCGGAAUCUCAAUCGGAUGCCGUCUCCGUUGAAGCCUAAUCGUGUCAUAACCUUGAAUCUCCGAUUUCCAUUUGUGAUGUGCUAGGCUCAAGCGGGUCGGCGUGGCAUAUAAUCCGUUCUUGGCUGAACUAUAUGUGAAGCACAAAAGGGAGAGGUAGAACCCGUGUCCUUGCCUAAUGAACUCACUGGAUGCGCCCGAUCGGACUGAGUGCAUGUUUAUUUUACAUCAUUUACCUUUGUGUUUUAGCUCAAAGACGUGCAUUGCAAGGAACCGUCUGUAUUGGUUUUAACUUUUUGAGUUGUGCAAUGUGCAUUUCGUAAGGAUUGUUAUGCUUGGUUUGAGCUUUCACUACGCUUGCUAAAUUUACUGGCUAAUUAUAACUCUAGUCUUAUUGCAUGUGAAUUCCUUUAUUGCCAUGAUUGGUAUUUAUUUUAUUUGCAUAAAAACAACCUUCGACUGCAGAUUGUUUGGUUGUGUUUUUCAAUGCUAUACAAAUGCGAAACAAUACAUGUCAAGCAUGGAAACGUUUAUCCUGAAUCUGAAAAUGGGAAUGAAUAAAAGAUUGGGAAAUGA
This is a messenger RNA of Amphibalanus amphitrite, 2646 nucleotides long. RefSeq names its product skin secretory protein xP2-like. NCBI's taxonomy places the organism in Eukaryota, Metazoa, Arthropoda, Thecostraca, Balanomorpha, Balanidae. Gene Ontology annotation, biological process: multicellular organism development; proteasome-mediated ubiquitin-dependent protein catabolic process. Gene Ontology annotation, cellular component: cytoplasm. The record is from RefSeq and is a predicted model, not a curated record. The coding region runs from base 186 to 2111 and encodes 641 amino acids. The transcript has 2 exons. Gene Ontology annotation, molecular function: ubiquitin conjugating enzyme binding; zinc ion binding; ubiquitin protein ligase activity.